GAUGUCUGAACAGCUUGAGCCACGCUGAAGUGACGGGGACGCAAGAUGAGAGGUCCUGCACUAUUUUGCUUGCUGCUACUAUUCGCGCCUUUGCUGACACAUGCACUUGUUAUGCGCUUAUUAUUUCCCAAUUUAACCGCCGUUAAUGAUUGUGCCAUACGUAAGGGAGUCUUCAACACCGUAGCAGGCAAUUGCGCUGCUGGAAAGCUUGGCGAAGCCUACUGGAAGAUGUAUUGGGCCAACUGCAAGAACUGCGACAAGUACUUCCACUGCACUGGUAACUACAACGCUGUUCAUCAAUGCACCAACUCCGCUCAAGCUAGUCGAGCAGCUGAAGCGAUCAGCGACUGCCGCGAGGAAGUGGACAAUAGGGGAGAGGACAGCGCCUUGGACCAGCAGGCCAACCGCGCUGGUCGAAGAGGCGAAAACUGCUCAGCACUGUAUCUGGAGACAGUGGAGUGCUUUUACCACCCGAAAAACGGGACGUGUAAGAGACCAACGCCAUAAGGCGACGGUACUCGUUACUAAAUGCUAGCCGCUUGCAUGAAGCCUUUGAAAUAUAAGGCAAUUGACUUCUUCGAUCGAUGUAUCCAACGAAUCAAUAAAGGUUCUGCGUGUCGAGCAUGA
This is a messenger RNA of Rhipicephalus microplus (southern cattle tick), 627 nucleotides long. RefSeq names its product serum amyloid A-2 protein-like. The record is from RefSeq and is a predicted model, not a curated record. NCBI's taxonomy places the organism in Eukaryota, Metazoa, Arthropoda, Arachnida, Ixodida, Ixodidae.